UCAGAUGAGUCGAAAAUCCUAGAAGUUUCUGAGUUCUCCAAUCUCAUCUUUGUUGAAUUCGAUGGAAGAGUGCAAUGUAAGUGCAUGAAAUUCGUUUGUGAUUGGAGAUGAACGGAGGAAAAUGAGGUUAGUUUCUUUCUCUUUCCCGGAAAAUUUGGGGACGACGUUGAUCCAAAUGAAUUCUUCGAGGAUUUUGCCACAUUUAUCCUAAAGAAGUUAUAGAAUACGUUGAGCGAUCUCUCGAUUUCCAUUUUCUGCUAGUUUUGAAAAUUCUUCCAUGACGCACGCGAUUAUUGUUCCUCUUAAAUCCUCGUUCUGUUUAUUCUAGAUCUCAUUUUUUUUCACCUCGUUCUGUUUAUCAAUGGAUUCUGGAUGGUGAAUUUGAGAGGAGCGGAUGGAAAAAGGAAGGGGAAGUUACGACGAAAAUCGUGAUUGCAAUCUUCUUCAUAGCAACGGUGGUAUGAAUCGGACGCAAAAUAACAUGGACAUCGAUGAACCGAGCUCUACAGAUUUGUCGUCGAUUUCAUUGUUUUCAGGCGUCGGCUUCAUCGAGCACCCUGUUUCAAAGUACGAUACUCUUGCCGGGAUUGCCAUCAAGUACGGCGUCGAGGUCUCGGACAUCAAGAGAAUGAAUGCAUUGGUUACAGACCAUCAAAUGUUUGCUCUUAAAUCUUUACAGAUUCCAACUCCUGGAAAGUUCCCUUCUCCUCACUUUUCCAAGGAUCUUGACAUUUCCAGGAACAGUAAUUGUGAGCGAAAUGCAACUCGGUUCAUGUCCUUUAAUCUGUUGGACUCAUUCCAAUCACUGAGAAUCAAAUCCACCAAACUCAAGGCUCCUUCGGAAGCUCAUCAUGCGAACAUUCCAACAACCAGUGAAACCACUGCCUACAGAAAAGGGGAAUUCAACCAUGGGGGCACUACUACUAUUACUACUCAUCCCAUGCUGGCAUCCUCUCAUAAUCCUCAUCAAAACCGCCAUAGAAAAUCAAGAAGCUUUGCAGAUGGUUUUCAUUUUGAAAACGUUGAAUUCACCGAUAUAAUUUCCGCUCCGUACGGAGCAAUCGACUCGACCAAAGGGAGUGAAAAACUGGUGAGGAGACGCCAGAAAUCCAUGGCGGACUUCUCCAUUGCAGCCGAUAGCGUUUUGAACAAGACUUACAUCAGCAAUGGUGAAAGUUUUUCAAUGACAACGAAGAACUUGGAUGUGAGACUGGAUAGGGGUUCAAGAAUCAAUGCUACAUCUAAUGGGGUUACUGAAGUGAGUAAAUUGACACCCAUCUUAACAGAUGAUGUGGGAGGAGGCUCGUUUAUGGGUAGUAGUAAUGGGAUGAUGAUUGGUGGAAGAAGAUCAUCAAGCACAUGUAAUUUGCAGGACACAGAAAAAGGUAACUCUUCCUCAUCCAUGUGGUCUACAUCUUGGAGUUUGAAAACAGAUCUUCAAGCACUCUCAACUGCAAUGGUCACUAAGUCGAUAUUUGAUGGGUUGCCAAGGUCAACAACUAGGUACAAAGCUUCAAUGGAUUGAUAAUCAUCCAUAUUUACUUACAGAUCGAUCUAGCGCUUGUGCAGCUCAAUCAUCUAAGCCUUGUUUAUUUGUGAUUUCAAGCAAGGAUUUUGAACAAAACCCAGAAAUUUGGAGUAAUCUAU
Molecule: messenger RNA, 1647 nt
Organism: Cucurbita maxima (winter squash)
Lineage: Eukaryota; Viridiplantae; Streptophyta; Magnoliopsida; Cucurbitales; Cucurbitaceae
Exons: 3
Coding region: 395-1525 (376 amino acids)
Source: RefSeq, a predicted model, not a curated record